Gadus chalcogrammus (walleye pollock) is the source of this 5081-nucleotide messenger RNA. RefSeq names its product NACHT, LRR and PYD domains-containing protein 3-like. The record is from RefSeq and is a predicted model, not a curated record. Bases 184 to 3927 code for a protein of 1247 amino acids. Lineage: Eukaryota; Metazoa; Chordata; Actinopteri; Gadiformes; Gadidae. The transcript has 14 exons. Gene Ontology annotation, molecular function: protein binding.
ACUAGCAGUUUGUGUGUGGAGCCAGGGGUGCGUCGGAUUACGCAGUUUAUUCAAUCAAUUCAUUGUAACAAACCGCAUUUAAAGUUCAGUAGCGGUAACGGCGUUGUAACGAAUGAAACGUACUUCUAUACUACACGGACACCACACGUUUCAUCACGGAGAAGAAAAGGUCUCCAGUCUACUAUGGAUGAAGAGAGAGAGGAGGGGGGUCCCAUCUCUAAAACCUCUGGGGAACAUGGCUGCCAGAGCAAAUCUAAGAGAAGUGUCCAGCAAGAGAGAGCAGACUCCCCUGGACCCAGCUGUGUCUCCUUGAAGAGCGACCGCUCUAUGCAUCAUCCUCCUGACCUUAAAGAUGGACGCCCCUCCAGAGAGGAAGGAAGUGUCCAGCAAGAGAGAGAAGACUCCCCUGCACCCAGCUGUGUCUCCAUGAAGAGUGACUGGUCCAUGGGUCAACCUCCUGACCUUAAAGAUGGACGCGCCUCCAGAGAGGAGAGGCAACCCCAGGAGAGUUCAAAGGUUACCAGUGCUCAGGUUGUACAGCCGCAUCAAUCAGAGCUGAUCAAGAGGGCUGAGGAGAACGCACAUGCUUUUCUAGACAAGGAGCUGAAGAAGAUCUGGAGGGAACUCUUCCCAGAUUACCCACAAUGUUCAGAGAGCCAGAGGGAGGAGGAGGAUGCUAAGAACGAGGAGCAGAGGAGGCGUGCCAUUGAGGGAGUGGUGGACAUCACAAAGCUCUGCCUGAUGGAGAUGAACCAGGACGAACUGGCCGACAAGCUCGGGCGUGGAGUUGCUGCUGUCCAGUGCCAACAUAAACUCAAGUCUCAUCUGAAGAAGAAGUUCCAGUGUGUGCUUGAGGGAAUCGCAAAAGCAGGAGGGCAGAGACCUCUGAAUGAGAUCUAUACAGAGCUCCUGAUCACAGAGAGAGGCAGUGGAGAGGUCAACAUGGAACAUGAGGUCGGACUGAUUGAAAAGGCAUCCAGGAAAACAGGAAAUGAGGAAACACCAAUCAGAUGUGAAGACAUAUUUAAACGCUUACCUGCAUGGUCUCAAGAUAAACCAAUAAGAACAAUAAUGACAACCGGAGUGGCCGGCAUUGGCAAAACCUUCUUAACACACAAGUUCACUCUGGACUGGGCUGAAGGCAAAACCAACCAAGAGAUAAACUUCACAUUUCUCCUCACUUUCAGAGAUCUGAAUUUACUGAAAGGGAAAGAGUUUAGCUUAGUGGAACUUCUUCAUCAGUUUUCUCUUGAAACCGAAGAUUCAGGAACCUACAUAUCCGACCAUGAGCAAGUAGUCUUCAUCUUGGAUGGUCUGGAUGAGUGUCGACUUCCUCUGGACUUCAAGAACAACCCGAUCUGGUCUGAUGUCACCGAGCCGACCUCAGUGGACGUGCUGCUGACAAACAUCAUCAGGGGAGACCUGCUCCGCUCUGCUCACAUCUGGAUAACCACACGCCCUGCGGCAGCCAAUCGGAUCCCUGCUGAGUGUGUUGACAUGAUGACAGAGGUUAGAGGGUUCAACGACCCACAGAAGGAGGAGUACUUCAGGAAGAGAUUCAGAGAGGGGACACUGGCCAGCAAAAUCAUCUCUCACGUCAAGAAAUCUCGAAGCCUCCACAUCAUGUGUCACAUCCCAGUCUUCUGUUGGAUCACUGCUACAGUUCUAGAGGACCUCUUCAAAACAUCCCAGGGAGGAGAACAGGUGCCCAAGAACGUGACUCAGAUGUACAGCCACUUCCUGAGGGUUCAGUCCAUACAAGGGGACAGGAAGUAUCAUGGGAGAGCUGAAACCGAUCCACCCUGGAGUUCAGAGAGCAAGGAGAUCAUUGUUUCUUUGGGGAAACUGGCUUUUGACCAGCUGGAGAAAGGCAACCUGAUCUUCCACGAAGCAGACUUGAAGGAGUAUGAUAUUGAUAUCAAAGCAUCCUCAGUUGACUCAGGAGUGUUCACCCAGAUCUUUAAAGAGGAGUGUGGGCUGUCCCAGGAAAAGGUUUUCUGCUUUGUCCAUCUGAGCAUCCAGGAGUUUAUGGCUGCCCUUUAUGUAUUUCUGCACCAUAUCAAAAAUGGUGUCAACCUACUCUCAGAAGAACUGCCAACAUCCGGGGAAGCUGAACUCCUCCUCUACCAGAGUGCUGUGGACAAGGCCUUACAGAGUGAAAACGGACACCUGGACUUGUUCCUCCGCUUCCUCCUCGGCCUCUCUCUAGAGACCAACCAGAUGCUCCUACAAGGUCUGCUGGGACCAGGAGGAAAUACAUUACUGGGCAAUCUAACUAAAAAAGUUCAGCCGGGAAAGACCGGAAGUAGGUCACGGAUCAAUACCCAAAUAGUCCAUUACAUCAAGGAGAAGAUGGGUGAAGAUCUCUCUCACGAGAGAAGCAUCAAUCUGUUCCACUGUCUGAAUGAGCUGAACGACCGUUCUCUAGUGGAGGAGAUCCAACUGUACCUGACAUCAGGAAGUAUCUCCACAGAAUCUCUCUCCUCUGCUCAGUGGUCAGCUCUGGUCUUCAUCUUACUGACAUCAGAAGAGGAGCUGGACGUGUUUUACCUGAAGAAAUACUCUGCUUCUAAGGAGGGUCUUCUGGGGCUGCUGCCAGUGAUCAAAGCCUCCAAAACAUCUCUACUGAAUGGCUGUAGGCUGUCAGAGAGAUGCUGUGAAGCUCUGGCCUCAGUUCUCAGCUCCAACUCCUCUAGUCUGAGAGAGCUGGACCUGAGUUCCAAUGAUCUUCAGGAUUCAGGAGUGAAGCUGCUCUCUGCUGGACUGGGGAGUCCACACUGUGCCCUGGAAACUCUCAGACUGAAUUGCUGUCAUCUGUCAGAGGGAUGCUGUGAAGCUCUGGCCUCAGCUCUCAGCUCCAACUGUCCAACCUCUAGUCUGAGAGUGCUGGACUUGAGUACCAAUGAUCUGAAGGAUUCAGGAGUGAAGCUGCUCUCUGCUGGACUGGGGAGUCCACAUUGUAAACUAGAAACUCUCAGGCUGAGUGGCUGUCAGCUGUCAGAGGAAUGCUGUGAAGCUCUGGCCUCAGUUCUCAGCUCCAACUCCUCUAGUCUGAAAGAGCUGGACCUGAGUACCAAUGAUCUGCAGGAUUCAGGAGUGAAGCUGCUCUCUGCUGGACUGGGGAGUCCACACUGUACACUGGAAACUCUCAGGUUGUCUGGCUGCCUGAUCACACAGGAAGGCUUUGCUUCUCUGGCCUCCGCUCUGAGCUCCAACCCCUCCCAUCUGAGAGAGCUGGACCUGAGCCACAAUCACCCAGGAGACUCAGGAGCUACGCUGCUCUCUGCUGGAGUGGAGGAUCCACGCUGGAGACCGGACACUCUCAGUGUGGAGCACGGUGGAGUGUUGAGGCUGAAACCAGCUCUAAAGAAGUAUGCCUGUGAACUCACACUGGACCUAAACACAGCCCACAGACGACUCUCUCUGUCUGAGGACAACAGAAAGGUGACACGGGUUGAAGAGGACCAGUCGUAUCCUGAUCACCCAGAGAGAUUUGACUACUGGAGACAGGUGUUGUGUAAAGAGGGUCUAACUGGCCGCUGUUACUGGGAGGUAGAGUGGGAAGGAGAGGUUUAUAUAGGAGUGGCAUACAGAGGAAUGACAAGGAGAGGAGGGGGUAAUGACAGCGGGCUGGGAUGGAACAACAAGUCCUGGAAUCUUGUUUGUCGUGAUCGUGGUUACGUUGCCGGUCACAACGGUAGUGAUACAGCCAUACGUUUCCCCCCCGCUGGCUCUAACAGAGUAGGAGUGUAUCUGGACCGGCCUGCUGGCACUCUGUCCUUCUACAGAGUGUCCUCAGGUGUAGGAGGGUCCUCAGACGCACUGACACACCUCCACACCUUCCAGUCCACCUUCGCCAAGGAGGUCCUCCUCCCUGGGUUUUGGUUGGAUGAGUGUGGUUCCUCAGUGUCUCUGUGUCCAUUGUAGCCCGAUUUCAACCCAACAUUUAUUUAAACACAUAUGUAACUUUGUACACAUUUGUUACUAGGCCUACUCAGCUAAAUAUAUAUGUAAGGGAUAAUGUAUAGAACGCCGGUCAUUAUCGGGAAAAUAAGCCCCGAUAGGGCGAACAGUACACCAACAGUACAACAGUACACCGACGCGCAGCGAAGGCGUCUUGCUUCGCCCUGAAGGGGCUUAUUUUCGAAAAUGACCGGCGACGUUCUAUGCAUGAUCCCGCUUAUAACACGGCUACUUGCCAAAACUAAAAAAAUAACUUUACAUGGUGCGCCUUUUUACAAUUUAUUCGUUACCAGCAUCCAUUCAUCAUUUUUUCACAAUGUCUUGUUUUUAAAAGAUGUAUGAUGACUUUAAGCUCUGUAAGGUGACCUUGGGUGCCUUGAAAGAGGCCUCUAAAUUAAAUGUAUUAUUAUUAUUAUUAUUCGUAGUGUUGAUCAGCAGAGCAAUAAUAAAUUGUCCGCAAAGACUAUGACGUCGCUUAGCAACAGAAGACAUUGGGGUUAAAAAGUCACCGGACUAGCUACCAAAGUGAACAGAGUGUUCCACGGCAUUGAGAAGACCUGUGUAAUAAAGGCCUAUAAUAUUUCUGUUUAUGGCAUAGAUUUCUCCUCAGAUAAGGCCAAUAAACCAAUGAUAAAAAUAAAAAUAAAAACGCUUGAUCCAAGGCCCGGCCCGACCCGAGGAUAGUGGUGGGAAAUAUCGGAGAAGGAUGCACUUAUUGUGCAGCAGGACGCAGGGUGCAAGUGCAGUUGGAAGUGGUCAUGGCUAAAAUUAGAAGCCACGACUGAGGUGAAUACAGUGAAGCAUAACUUUCCACUGUCUGACUUUUUCCAAAAGAUUGAGAAAAAAGGAUGUGCUAAAUGCACACAUGGCAUUAAAGAAAUUAAUUAUGCCAGCAGGGUGUACAUGCCCUGUAUGCACACUGUAAGGCAGACAUUCAUCGGAGUAAAGUGACAACAACAAUAACUACACAAAGUGUUGCACAGCUUCUCCGAAACCCUCUUCCAGAAACCCCCUAAGCAGCAGAUAAGAUCAGGGACAGUGCCAGGCCUACACUGCCAGUACCUGUACCUGUGAUCGCAUAUCCAAUGCAGAGGUGUGGGUUUGUGUGUGUGUGUGUG